This is a messenger RNA of Danio rerio (zebrafish), 2940 nucleotides long. Lineage: Eukaryota; Metazoa; Chordata; Actinopteri; Cypriniformes; Danionidae. The record is from RefSeq and is a predicted model, not a curated record.
CACACUUUUCUGAGGGCCUUGGACAGACAAUAUUGCUUUAGUAGUAGGACAAGAUAUACAGUAUUUAAGGUCCUCUGAAUGUAAACAUUACCUAACAAAAAAGCAGAUUUUCAGGCUUACAUGGAGAUGAAUGAGUCUGCGAAGAGCCCGAACCAGCAGAGCUACUGGCAGGAGAUGGGCAGAUGGGCAGGUUAUGAAGAGACAUAUGAUGUGGAGGCGGGUCGAUGGAGCCCUUCUCACAUCUCCUACCUCACCUUUAAGAGCCUUGUGCAGAUACGCAGGACAAUGAACACCGGUGUGAUGAUGCUGGACAGAGAGGAGAAGACGCUCUCCAGUAUUAUUGAGAAGAUUGUGGAUACCCUGGUUAGCAAAAAGGAGAUUCAGCCAGGGGACAGGGAUAAAGUUCUUCAAGCAUUAAUGCACAAACAGAGCCAAUCAGUGGAGACCCAGCCUCUGACCUCAAAUGUGGAAAUGGAGAAAUUCUCUGUCACAGAGAAAAGGGAGACAGCGGAUAAAACAGAGGCCUCGAUGGUGCUCGUAGGUGCUCUGGAGUUCCUGGAGAGGCCUACAGUAGUAUUUGUGCGUCUUCGGGAUGCUGUGGUGCUGGAGUCGGCUCUGGAGGCUCCUGUUCCUGUGCGUUUCAUCUUCAUCCUCAUCGGCCCGACCAUAGAUGGCAUGAACUACCACGAGUGUGGUCGAGCGAUGGCAGCUCUACUCGCUGACAAAGUAUUUAACCAAGCAGCUUUCCAGGCUCAGAGUGACCGAGAGCUCACAGAUGCAGUGGGAGACUUUAUGGACUGCUGCAUCGUGAUUCCACCCACUGAGAUUCAGAAUGAGUCUUUGCUAACAUCACUCAUCCCCUUCCAGAAGAAACUGCUGCAAGAGAGACUCCGGCCCUCCAAUCCUAAACUUCGCCUGGAUGUCAAACCUCGCAAGCCUUCAAAAUCUUCAGGACCUCCUCCGGAAGACCCACUAACACGUACUGGUGUCCCGUUCGGUGGGAUGAUCAGAGACAUGAAAAGACGAUACAAACACUACAUCAGCGACCUCACUGAUGCUCUGAACGCUCAGGUUCUUGCUGCCAUCAUCUUCAUUUACUUUGCUGCACUCUCACCUGCCAUCACCUUCGGAGGUCUGCUCGCUGAUAAGGUGGAUAACAUGAUGGGAGUGUCGGAGCUGAUGAUCUCCACUUCACUUCUGGGCAUUAUCUUCUGUCUGAUCGCUGCUCAACCUGUACUAGUUAUCGGCUUUUCUGGGCCACUGCUGGUGUUUGAAGAGGCCUUUUUUAAUUUCUGUAAGUCUCAGGGCAUUGAGUACAUCGUAGGCCGAGUGUGGGUGGGCAUUUGGCUGGUGGUCAUCGUGGUGGGGAUUGUUGCAUUAGAAGGAAGCUUCCUGGUUCGCUUCAUCUCCCGCUUCACUCAAGAGAUCUUCUCCAUCCUCAUCUCCCUCAUCUUCAUCUAUGAGACAUUUGCCAAACUUUUAAAGAUUUUCAGAGAACAUCCACUUACCCUGAAUUAUGAGCAUUUAAACACUAGUGUUGAGGACCCCUGGCACUCUAUUGUCAGCUAUCAGAAAAUCUUCGAUAAUGCUACAGGCAAUGUGUCUGUCGUGAGGACUGUUGAACAUCAAGCAUAUCCCAACACUGCCCUUCUGUCUAUGUGUCUCAUGUUCGGCUGUUUCUCCAUUGCAUACUACCUACGCAUGUUCAAGAAUGGAAAAUUCCUGCCAGGAAAGAUUCGACGUUUGCUUGGUGACUUUGGAGUUCCCAUUGCAAUUUUCCUCAUGGCUGCCAUUGAUAUCAACAUUGAGGAUACAUACACUCAGAAACUGGUGGUGCCUAAAGGUCUUCAGGUGUCCAACCCUAGCAUGCGGGGCUGGUUAAUCAACCCAUUUGGUGAGCAUAAGAGUUUCCCCGUGUGGAUGAUGUUCGCCUCUAUUGUCCCAGCUAUCUUGGUCUUCAUCCUCAUUUUCCUUGAGUCUCAGAUCACCACGCUAAUUGUAAGUAAACCAGAGAGAAAAAUGGUCAAGGGUUCUGGCUUCCACAUGGAUCUUCUCAUCCUGGUGAGCAUGGGGGGUCUGAGUGCCUUUUUUGGCAUUCCUUGGUUGAGUGCCGCCACUGUACGAUCUGUAUCUCAUGCCAACGCUCUGACGGUCAUGAGUAAGGGCCCAAAACCUGAGAUCGAGAAAGUUCUGGAACAGAGAGUCAGUGGUGUAGUGGUGGCUUUGCUUGUUGGUCUUUCUAUUCUCAUGGAGCCCAUUUUGAAAAUGAUUCCCAUUACAGCUCUGUUUGGAAUCUUCCUCUACAUGGGAAUCACAUCACUGAGUGGUAUUCAGCUUUGGGAUCGAAUGCUGCUUCUUCUUAUUCCCAAAAAGUAUCACCCUAAUGAACCCUAUGCUACAAGAGUCAGCACCAGUAAGAUGCACGUGUUCACUGCCAUUCAAAUGGUGUGUUUGGCAGUCCUCUGGAUAGUGAAAUCAAGCCCAGCGUCUCUGGCUCUACCAUUCGUCCUCAUACUCACCAUCCCUCUGCGCAUGUUCAUGACCGGACGACUUUUCACAGAGCAAGAUAUGAAGUUUCUUGACGGUGAUGAUUCCAAGGCAACAUUUGAAGAGGAGCCAGGAGUGGAUGUGUAUUCUGAAACUCAGAUGCCACUGUAAUCAACUUGUCUACAACCAAACCCAUUGUUGGCAAUCAACAGAAUUCGAGAACAGGCAACAUAUGAAGGAUUUGACAAUAUAUCAUCACCUUGGAAUUAUAAGGUUCUAUCUGCGUUCUGAAUGAUAUUCAGAUAUUGAGCUUUAAAGUUUUUGCAUUCCAUAUAGCAAACAAUAUGUGUGUAACAGUUCUCUUUCAUACAUUAACAUGACAGAGACCCUAAAUUUACUCUACAUGUAAAUUAUCAAAGUUCUCUUACAUUUGCAAAUUGGAGUAAAAAAAAA